UUAAUUUUAGCAAACAUUCUUGUAUCUCUUAUAUAUUCAUUAAUUGCAUACAAUAAUAAUGUAAUCAGGUGAUCGUAUUUCAUCAUUAAUUAUCUUCCAUGAAUUUGUUUCAGACAAUAAUGUUGUACCAUAGAUAGAGAGAUGGUGGACUUAACAAUUCUACUACUGGCGGCAUUCGCGCUAACUUCCAUGGGCAUCCUUCUCGACCUAGGAGCGCCAAUCAACGAUAAGGAUAAAGCCGGAAUCACUGCACUAAAUCAUUCAUUAGAGAGAGGAUAUGUUGCCGUAGUAACAUUACUGUGUGAUCGUGGAGCAGAUAUAACAGCUAAGUCAAAUGUUGGCUGUACAUCACUAAUGGAAGCAUCUAAGAGUGGCCAUUUUGAAAUGGUGAAGCUUCUUCUUGACCGAGGAGCACCUAUUGACGAUAACGCCGGAGUUACUGCACUGAAAUAUGCCGCAAGAAAAGGACAUGUUGACGUAGUGAGAUUACUCCUAGAUCGUGGAGCGGAUCCAAGAGCUAAGACAUAUGGUGGCUGGACACCACUAAUGGAAGCAUCUCAUAAUGGCCACUUUGAUGUUGUAAAGCUUCUACUUGAUCGAGGAGCGCCUGUCAACGAUGAAAAUAAUAAGGGAUUGACUGCACUAAAUCAUGCAGUACACAAAGGGCAUGUUGAUGUUGUGAGAUUACUCUUAGAUCGUGGAGCGAAUCCAAUAGCUAAGUCAAGCGUUGGCUGGACUCCAAUAACAGAAGCAUCUUUCAAUGGUUACUUAGAUGUGGUGGAAGUCCUUCUUGACCGAGGAGCUCCUAUUAAUUAUAAGAGUUAUAGCGGAUUAACUGCACUAAUUCAUGCAGCACGACAAGGACAUGUCGAUAUUGUGAGGUUACUGUUAGAUCGUGGUGCAGAUCCAACAGCUAAGUCAAAUUUUGGCUGGACACCAAUAAUGGAAGCCUCUUUUAAUGGUCAUUUAGAUGUGGUGAAACUUCUUCUGGACCGAGGAGUGCCUAUCAACGAUAAGAGUAACAAGGGAUUUACUGCACUGUAUUUCGCAGAGAAAACCAGACGUGCUGACGUAGUUACUUAUCUUAAAUCACAUGGAGGGGUUUAGUAACAUUAGUAACAUGAUUGUCUGUUAACACAUAAAAAAAAAAAAGUUUGAAGAAAUUAUUUAUAAACGCUUUAAUAAAUUGUUUUAAUGUUUAUUUGUGAUUGAAAUGAGAUAUUUUUUCUCUAUUAUAAUAUUGCACUGUAUACAAGAUUAUGUAAAUAAAUAAAAAUUAGUUGAAGGUAAGAAGUUUAUGUUAAGGAGCUACGGGUACUCUUCACCAUAUUCAUCUAAAAAAUGUUUUUAAUUACACAUUAAAUUAAAAUAUGUAUAAAUAUACAUAUAUAUAAUCAUACAAUACAUUACAAAAGUUAAGUUAUAUAUUAAAUUAAUAAUUGUGGGUAAAUGGUUGACUGUCGUGAAUAUUGAAGAGAAGAAUAGUUGGGGUGAUCAGUCAAAUAAGAAGGCAAAAAUAAAUGAUAAUAUUUAUUUUAACAAGUUGAUUCUCCGUUUUUACACCUUUGGAGACAGCCCUGACGAAGGCCUGAACUUCAGGUCGAAACGUUGCCAAAAUAAAUAUUAUAAUUUAUUUUUGUCUUCGUAUUUGACUGAUCACCCCAACUAUUCUUCUCUUCAUUAUAUUUUUUUUUUAUUUAUAUUUGUUUAUUUAGAAAUAUUACAUUCUGUCACAUCAAGGACAAUAUAUUAUAUAUUAUAUAAUUUGUUGAUUAUAUUAUAUUAAAUAUUAUAUAUUAAAUUUGUUGAUUGUCACUACAGGAAUCCGCCAAUAUUUCCACAUACGUUAAGAGUGUUUGUUCAAUCCGCGUUAUGGACUUCGUUCUUUCUAUAAGUUUUUAUAAAAAUUGUUAAAAUUUAAAUUUAAAUUGGGCUUUUUCAUCUGAAUGUUGAAAAAUAAAAUCACAAACUAUGGUAUAAUAGGUAUUAUAAUUCAGUGUUUUUUAACUAACCAAAAUUUACGUAUAAUAUCACUUACUAUCUGAGGAGAGAGGACGCCUGUUUUGCUUUACUUUCCAGUUUACAGUCUUACUCUAAGCUUUGAAAUGUGUAAUACCAUCAGAACUCCCACCCCCAAAAUGAACCACAAUCUCCUCCACUGUUAAAAUUAAAGAAAACGGAUUUUUUUAUUAUUUUAUAUAUAUAUAUAUAUAUAUA
Molecule: messenger RNA, 2217 nt
Organism: Nezara viridula (southern green stink bug)
Lineage: Eukaryota; Metazoa; Arthropoda; Insecta; Hemiptera; Pentatomidae
Source: the annotation of a GenBank genome assembly